This is a messenger RNA of Gekko japonicus, 1612 nucleotides long. RefSeq names its product obscurin-like. Lineage: Eukaryota; Metazoa; Chordata; Lepidosauria; Squamata; Gekkonidae. The record is from RefSeq and is a predicted model, not a curated record. The annotation marks the transcript as partial. The transcript has 3 exons.
UGGGGGGAGCACCUUCAGCACGUCCCCAGCCUCACUGGGGUUUCUGUUUUAUUUCUCACUCUUUGGGGGGGGGGGACCAAAAAAACCAUUUUGGUCUCCCCAUGUCCCUUUCAGCCCUGCGUGUCAGCUCGCUCAAGAUCCGCUUUCCUUCACGUCAAUGACCCUGGCCUUUUCCAUCCCAGUAUAACAAGACUCCAGGACCUCAAGAUGGACUACAGUUCCUACAGCGGCGUUCCAAGGUUCCUGACCAGGCCUAAGGCCUUCGUGGUAUCCAUGGGGAAAGAUGCCACCCUAAGCUGCCAGAUCAUUGGAAACCCCAUUCCGUUGGUGAGCUGGGAGAAAGAUAAACUCCCUAUCCAGACGGGGGGAAGGUUUAAAAUGGUGGAAGACGGCGACUUGUAUCGUCUGACGAUUUAUGACCUCAGCCUGGAAGACAGUGGCCAGUACAUCUGCCGGGCCAAGAACACCAUCGGGGAAGCUUUCGCCGCCGUCAGUAUCAAAGUCGGGGAGCAAACCACUGUGACCGAAUCGGCCCCUUACUUCAUCCAGAAGCCCACGUCCAUCAGAGUGAUCAUGGGGGAAGACGCCAUGUUCAAAUGCAUCGUUCAGGGCAGCCCUCCUCUUUCUGUGAACUGGGAGAAAGACGGGCGGCACCUGGGCGGGCGGGCAGAGUCUAACCGUAUCCAGAUUGACUCUCAGGGGGAGAAGAACGCCCUCAAGAUCCAAAGCACGCGGUUGGUGGAUAGCGGGACGUACACCUGCCGCGCAGAAAACCCUCUUGGGGCCGCCAGUGCCGCGGCCGCAUUGGUUGUGGAUAGUCCAGAUUCUUACAGCCCGGGUGGCACUCGGCACAGCGUAGACACGGGCUACAGCCAGACUUCGCCGCUGCUGUCACACUUGCAAAAAAGGCGGGAAGAGAUCAGAAAGACGGACCUAUCCACUACCGAUUCGGUGAUCUCCACGGCGUACUCCUCCACCGAAGGACGGUCAAAAAUCGGCUUGAACCUCUCCCUCGACUACGAGAGGGCCGCCAGCUUGACCGCCAAGAGCUUCCGGAGCGACAGUUCUUCCUACGGCGUGACGACGCGCAGCUUCACGGUGACAGAGGGGAAACAUGCCAAGAUGAGCUGCUACGUUACGGGAGAACCCAAGCCGGAGAUUGUGUGGAAGAAGGACGGAGAGGUCAUCCUGGAAGGGCGGAGACACAUCAUUUACGAGGACGAGCAGGAGAAUUUUGUGCUGAAGAUCCUCUUCUGCAAGCAGAUAGAUAACGGUCUCUAUACUUGCACGGCUUCCAACCUGGCGGGGCAGACGUACAGCUCCGUGCUGGUCACAGUCAAAGAACCGAGGAUCCCUUUCAAAGCGAAGCUCAGAGAUCUGGAAGUCCGGGAAAAGGAAUCGGCGACUUUCCAAUGUGAGGUCCCCGUGCCGAGCACGGAAACCACCUGGUUCAAAGAAGAGACAAAACUCCAACAGAGUAAGAAGUAUGACAUCGAAGAACAAGGGACGUGUCGGAAGCUGACGGUCCAGAAUGUCACCAUGGACGACGAUGCCGUCUACAUCUGUGAGAUGAAGGAAGGUAGCAGAACCAUUGCCGAGCUGACGGUCCAAG